Molecule: messenger RNA, 884 nt
Organism: Schistosoma intercalatum
Lineage: Eukaryota; Metazoa; Platyhelminthes; Trematoda; Strigeidida; Schistosomatidae
Source: the annotation of a GenBank genome assembly
CUGAAACUGAAAUUGAGCACUCGCGGUCAGUUCGGGUGUUUUGGUCCGAAACAAUGGCGAGUGCUGUACGCAAGAAACUUGUUAUUGUUGGAGAUGGUGCAUGCGGAAAAACUUGUUUACUUAUUGUGUUCAGCAAAGACCAGUUUCCCAAAGUAUAUGUCCCUACUGUAUUCGAAAACUAUGUUGCAGAUAUCGAAGUUGAUAACAGACAAGUUGAAUUAGCUCUUUGGGACACUGCUGGCCAAGAAGAUUAUGAUAGGUUACGGCCACUUUCUUAUCCUGAUACGGAUGUAGUUCUGUUGUGUUAUAGUAUUGAUUCUCCUGAUAGUUUCGAAAACAUUCCUGAAAAAUGGUUGCCAGAAAUCCGGCAUUUUUGUCCUGAUGUCCCCAUUAUCUUAGUUGGAAACAAAAAAGACUUACGACAUGAUGAGGCUACGAAGAAUGAGCUUCAUAGAACAAAGCAACUUCCCGUCACUUUUAAUGAGGGUAAAGAAAUGGCUGAAAAUAUUAAUGCUUAUGCCUUCUUUGAGUGUUCAGCUAAGACCAAGGAAGGUGUCAGCGAUGUUUUUGUAGCAGCUACUCGAGCCGCCUUGAAUUCAGCGAAGAAGAAGAGGAGGAAAUGUGAUUUAAUUUGAUCCUCACUGUUCUCUGAAUUGUCUAAACUUGAUUUUCCGGUCUCAAAAACGUACAUUCCCCUCCUAAUUCUUCCUCAGGACCUUAAAUUGCUACUUCUAUUGACUACUUGUUUCUUUAACGAUCAUACUUUUUGUUUACCAACAAGACAAUCCAUUCCACGGAAAUACUUACCAUUUAUUUUUGUCUUGAUACUAAGACAGGGCAUGCCUCAUGUAACUUAUAUUUAUUAAGAAUAAAUUAUUAUAAUC